Molecule: messenger RNA, 615 nt
Organism: Brassica oleracea var. oleracea
Lineage: Eukaryota; Viridiplantae; Streptophyta; Magnoliopsida; Brassicales; Brassicaceae
Exons: 2
Coding region: 1-615 (204 amino acids)
Source: RefSeq, a predicted model, not a curated record
AUGGAAUCUCACAUAGAUGGAGUUGUCUUUUUGGCUACCGAUUUUGCAAGGAAGGAUGAGAAAAAAGAUGAAAGAGUGGAUCGCAUUUUGGAUAUGAUCCAAAGAAAACAUGAUUGGAACAAUCAUGUUUGGGGAGUAAAAGAAGCUACCAGCUCCAAAUUUGAGGAAGCUGCCGAAGAGGAAGGAGAUGAUCAAGCAGCUGAUACUGAGAUUGGCGAGAAUAGUCAUGUUGCAGAGAAUGUUGAUGACACAGCUGAUGUUUCGGGACGAAACAAGAGAAAGCGUGCGGACCGAGGAGCAGAUUCAAGGAAGAAGAAGGUGUUGUGCCAGCUAGCUGCUUCAUCGAAAGGGAACAUUGAAACAGAUAUGAAAAACUUCUUGGAGGGUCUGCUUCGGAGAGAUACUGGGCAGUUUGAGACAGUUGUAACCGACAGGUUGGGAAAAAUUGAAGCUGAGGUUACACAGCUCAUGACAACUUUAGUGGUGACUGAAAUGGUUGGGAAGAGUGAUCAACCAGCCGGUCCUAGCAAGACCAAAAUCGUCACUGGUCCUAGCACGAGCAAAAAAGACACAGCUCCAUCAAAGAAAAAGGUAACUACUAAGAGAAAGCAUUAA